Messenger RNA from Haliotis rufescens (red abalone), 3302 nucleotides. RefSeq names its product 3 beta-hydroxysteroid dehydrogenase/Delta 5-->4-isomerase type 1-like. The transcript is spliced from 5 exons. Bases 104 to 1186 code for a protein of 360 amino acids. Gene Ontology annotation, biological process: steroid biosynthetic process. The record is from RefSeq and is a predicted model, not a curated record. Gene Ontology annotation, molecular function: 3-beta-hydroxy-Delta5-steroid dehydrogenase (NAD+) activity. NCBI's taxonomy places the organism in Eukaryota, Metazoa, Mollusca, Gastropoda, Lepetellida, Haliotidae.
AUUUGAGCGCACCCCCCUACUUGUAGGUACAAAGUUCUAUCUUGAAUCUCAUGACGGAGCAUAGGUGUGUGACGACGGGGCGAGACGCUGGCCACACAGUGAGAUGACCGACGCCUAUCCAGUGUUAGUGACAGGGGGCUCUGGUUGCCUGGGGCAACACCUCAUCAAACUCCUCCACACCCAUGCUCCGCAUGUAACAGAGAUCCGAGUCUUAGACAUGGCACCAUUCACCAAAAAACUUGAGUAUGAAGACAGAGUGCCGGUCACAAGCAUCACUGCAGACAUCGGGGAGUUAACCGACACAUCGCCGUUCCAAGGAGUGAAGACGGUGUUCCAUCUUGCCUCCAUCAUCAGUGUCAGCAACUUCCCUGACAUUGCCAAAAUGGAGAGGGUUAAUGUGAAAGGCACCAAGAACAUACUGGAGGCCUGUCUCAGUGCAGGGGUUGAGCGCAUGGUGUACUGCAGCACCGUCGAUGUUGUAUGCGGCUUCAGCAACAUCGUGGAUGGCACAGAGGACACAACUAGACCCCCAGGGCGACUGCUAUAUGAGGGCUACGGUGGCACCAAACUCAGGGCCGAGGAAGCAGUUCUCGCCUCCAAUGGCCAACCCUUGCAGUCAGGUGGGAGAUUCCAGGUGGUGACUCUACGACCCACUGUAUUCUAUGGAGAGCUGGACGCCCACUACAUCCCUUCAGUGCUACGGACGGCAAACCGUAAUGGCGGAGUGUUGGUUCAGAUUGGCAACGGAUCAGCUCUCUAUCAGCACACCUACGUCGGCAAUGUGGCCUGGGCAUUCGUCUGUGCUGACCGGACUCUCAAAUCAGUGACAGGGGAGGGGGACAUCUCGGGACAAGUCUACUUCAUCACCGAUGACUGCCCACCAUGCAGCUUGCCGGAUCAGGUCCUCCCCUUCCUCGUGGGCAGAGGAUUCCGUCUCUCCACAUACAGAGUACCCUUCUCACUUGUGUACUCCGCACUUUUGUUCACACAGGGGCUGUUGUGGCUUAUAUCACCCCUAACUAAGGUUGAUCUUGGCUUCUCGGCUCUUUCGCUUCGGUACGCCAACAUGACCUUGACCUUCAAGAGCAAGAAAGCAAGACUUAAACUGGACUACUCCCCUUUGUUCACACCAGAGGAGUCGAUAGUCCAGGCCAACGACUACUAUUCCAAACUCACAUUGACAUGACGUGGAGAACUUAAUACUGGAAACCUUCACUUGACCUCAAGAACAAGCAGGAUGCUCAUCUGAACAGUCAAAGUCAGAUAAUGAAUGAUGAAUCCCCUUGGGAUGAUAAAGUCUAAACAUAUCUUAAUAAGUCACCAUUUGCCAAUUAGUUUAGACUUAGAAAUAUUUACAAAUAUGCAUGAAAAAUAAUUAAAAUAAUAAAAAAAUAUUUAAAAACUUAAUUAGUUUACCAACACUGGGCAUGAUUACCAUAUGUAGCCUCUUUAGCUUUUUUUACCCUGUAUUAUUUUACAGAUAUUUACUUAAUGAUUGACGACAUUUAUACAUGAAAUCAACUGCAGUUAAUAAUGCACAAAAGCACUUUGUCUCACUGACUGUUACUUAGGCAUGUAUGUCCCUGUUGAGCUUACAAGUUACACAUUUGGGGCAGCACAUGAACAGAUACAAAUUAUAUUGGACUUAUCAUUGGACUGUACCCAAGGGAGUAAAAAUAUAUUGAAUGCCCAAAGAAUGUGAAUGAUAAUAUGAGUAAAUACUAAAUGGCUGAAUAUCUGGAGCCCUGCACAAUGUUGACAGAGACGUUUUGAGAAGACCUUGACCUUGACCCCAAGAACAAACAGGGAUACUCAUUUGAACAUUGGCCACCAAUGCCAACAGUUCUAAGAUCUUCACCUUGACCUUGACCUCAAGAACAAACAGGGAUACUCAUUUGAACAUUGGCCACCAAUGCUUACAGUUCUAAGACCCUAAUUGACAUUCAACUUGCCCUUGACCUCAAGAACAAGCAGGGAUACUCAUUUGAACAUUGGCCACCAAUGCUUACAGUUCUAAGACCCUAAUUGACAUUCAACUUGCCCUUGACCUCAAGAACAAGCAGGGAUACUCAUUUGAACAUUGGCCACCCAUGCCAACAGUUCUAAGACCUUCACCUUGACCUUGACCUCAAGAACAAACAGGGAUACUCAUUUGAACAUUGGCCACCAAUGCUUACAGUUCUAAGACCCUAAUUGACAUUCAACUUGCCCUUGACCUCAAGAACAAGCAGGGAUACUCAUUUGAACGUUGGCCACACAAUGACAGCAGUUCUAAGACCCUAAUUGACAUUCAACUUGCCCUUGACCUCAAGAACAAGCAGGGAUACUCAUCUGAACAUUGGCCACCAAUGCCAACAGUUCUAAGACCUUCACCUUGACCUUGACGUCAAGAACAAACAGGGAUACUCAUUUGAACAUUGGCCCCCAAUGCCAACAGUUCUAAGACCCUAAUUGACAUUCAACUUGCCCUUGACCUCAAGAACAAGCAGGGAUACUCAUUUGAACGUUGGCCACACAAUGACAGCAGUUCUAAGACCCUAAUUGACAUUCAACUUGCCCUUGACCUCAAGAACAAGCAGGGAUACUCAUUUGAACAUUGGCCACCAAUGCCAACAGUUCUAAGACCUUCACCUUGACCUUGACGUCAAGAACAAACAGGGAUACUCAUUUGAACAUUGGCCCCCAAUGCCAACAGUUCUAAGACCCUAAUUGACAUUCAACUUGCCCUUGACCUCAAGAACAAGCAGGGAUACUCAUUUGAACGUUGGCCACACAAUGACAGCAGUUCUAAGACCCUAAUUGACAUUCAACUUGCCCUUGACCUCAAGAACAAGCAGGGAUACUCAUUUGAACAUUGGCCACCAAUGCCAACACUUCUAAGACCUUCACCUUGACCUUGACCUCAAGAACAAACAGGGAUACUCAUUUGAACAUUGGCCACCAAUGCUUACAGUUCUAAGACCCUAAUUGACAUUCAACUUGCCCUUGACCUCAAGAACAAGCAGGGAUACUCAUUUGAACGUUGGCCACACAAUGACAGCAGUUCUAAGACCCUAAUUGACAUUCAACUUGCCCUUGACCUCAAGAACAAGCAGGGAUACUCAUUUGAACAUUGGCCACCAAUGCCAACAGUUCUAAGACCUUCACCUUGACCUUGACCUCAAGAACAAACAGGGAUACUCAUUUGAACAUUGGCCACCAAUGCUUACAGUUCUAAGACCCUAAUUGACAUUCAACUUGCCCUUGACCUCAAGAACAAGCAGGGAUACUCAUUUGAACAUUGGCCACCAAUGCCAACAGUU